AUGCGUUUCUUCAAGACCAUCGUCGCAGCUCUUGCUGUCGCCCAGGGCGCUUUUGCUGUUGACCAGCAGAAAUCCAUCAUCGUCACUUUCCCCAACGAGGUGGGUAGCGAUGUCAUCAACCGCGCCAUGGACGAGAUCAAGAAGGCCGGCGGUGUGAUCACGCACGAAUACAACCUGAUCAAGGGCUUCGCAGCUAAGGCACCUCAGAAGGUUAUCGAGUCCAUGUCGGUAUGGACCACUAGCGAGUACCAUGCCACGAUUGAGGAUGAUCAGCCAGUACAGAUCUCGAACAAGAUCUCCUGA
Molecule: messenger RNA, 303 nt
Organism: Truncatella angustata
Lineage: Eukaryota; Fungi; Ascomycota; Sordariomycetes; Amphisphaeriales; Sporocadaceae
Exons: 2
Coding region: 1-303 (100 amino acids)
Biological process (GO): vacuole fusion, non-autophagic
Molecular function (GO): endopeptidase inhibitor activity
Source: RefSeq, a predicted model, not a curated record